Pichia kudriavzevii is the source of this 1233-nucleotide messenger RNA. RefSeq lists its product as uncharacterized. NCBI's taxonomy places the organism in Eukaryota, Fungi, Ascomycota, Pichiomycetes, Pichiales, Pichiaceae. The coding region runs from base 1 to 1233 and encodes 410 amino acids. The transcript has a single exon. The record is from RefSeq and is a predicted model, not a curated record.
AUGUUCUCUCGACCCGUCGUAAGGAUUGUCCUGAAACAGAGCCGGGCAAUUUGUAAAGCGACACCCCUAUUAAACGAAGGAAGCGUGAAUGAUCUCAAAUCUUUGUUUUUCAAGGAGACAGAGAAGAAGCCCGCCACAAGGGACAAGGUUAACCACUUCUCUCCCACCGAUCGAGUGUCUGCUCCGAAUUACAGGAGGAAACAAGUGCAGGAGAAGAAGAAUGACGGAAUGAACAAGGAAAGGAGAGGAAAGAAAGAGUUCAAUGGUAAGCAAGGGUUUGAGAAGAAGGACAAGAAGUAUCGGAAGGAGAAAUACGACAAGAAGGAGGAUCUAUUAGCUUUUAUGGAGACGGGAAACGACAGAGACAAGGCUGCUGCAAAGCGGGUCCUAUCGGAAGCGUUGCAAGCCAACAAGGGCGGGCUAGUCCAGUUGAUCCGUGAAGGUGGUGCCGAAAUUGUGAAGGUUUACAAUGCCUUCAAGGGCUUAAAGUUGAGCGAGCAGGGUGUCAUUAUUGUUGGAAACAAGAGGAUCAAGGAGGAGGACACCGACAAGCAUGGACUACAAGUUGGCGACAAGUUACUCAUUUUAAAGGUUGUUGAUCGUAUCCAAGCGAUAAAGCAAUAUGGCGACUACCUCAGUGAGCAAGUUGUUGACAAACUGAAGAUGAGUGGCAGCAGUAUCUUGAGGAAGCAAAAUAAGGACAAAAAGGACGGUGGCCGUGGUAAGGAAGUGAAGGUUGUGCAGAUUGGGUGGGGGAUCAGUGGCAACGAUCUUGCUGGCCAGAAGAAGUUUGAGAUUGAGAACCACUUGAAAAAGGGGCACGAUGUAGAUAUUAUUUUCGAUGAUAAGGAGCAACUAGAUAAGGACAACUAUGCGACUGCGAACAGCGGCCCCUCUGAGGGGAGUGAACAGUGGCAGGAGCUGCAGAAGAGGCGGCGGCGGGAAUUGAGUGACGUUGAGCGUGCUGUUAGAGAGAAGGUGAUUGGGAAGGUGGGAGAGAUACUGGAAGGCAUCGAGAGGCUUCCCUCCACGCAUGUUGAUGGACGGAGAGGGUAUUUAGAGAGCCGGACGGUGAUCCAUGUGAAGGGGCUCUUGAAGAAGGACGAGAACAGCAAGAAGGCAGCCAAGGAGGCCAAGGCUAGAGAGAAGGCAGAGAAGGCAGAGAAGAACCGGAUGAGACGUCUCGAACGAGAGCGUCUGGAGCGAGAGCAGCUUAAGGAGCUGACCCUGUAA